Triplophysa rosa is the source of this 3422-nucleotide messenger RNA. RefSeq names its product tricarboxylate transport protein B, mitochondrial-like. Gene Ontology annotation, biological process: mitochondrial citrate transmembrane transport. The coding region runs from base 1400 to 2299 and encodes 299 amino acids. NCBI's taxonomy places the organism in Eukaryota, Metazoa, Chordata, Actinopteri, Cypriniformes, Nemacheilidae. The transcript has 7 exons. The record is from RefSeq and is a predicted model, not a curated record.
CUGAAGCCAGUUGCUGCUGUUGUGUUAUCGCUGCGUCUAUUUCAGACAGCUGACAUUUAUUAUGCUGAUUGUUUUUGUUCAAGCUGAAAAACUCUGACGCACACACACACACACGCACGCACGCACACACGCACGCACGCACGCACGCACGCACACACGCACGCACGCACGCACACACACACACACACACACACACACACAGACACACAGUUGAGUGACAGGCCAGCAGUCCGUGUCCAGCUCUGUCUUUCAGUGUUGUGCUCCUCUGAGCAUUUAUGGUCACUGAGGAAGACAGCCUGACUGACUUCAUCACAACCCUGAUGUCUUUAUUUUCUCACCUCACGCUGUUGUAAACACAUAUGAGUGUCUGUGUUUAGCGGAAUGUCAGAGCUGAUCUCAGAUGAUAUAAUGAUCAAUGCUGUCGAGCUGAAAUAAUGACAAAACCGCAUCAUAAAACACUAUUGGGUCUCGAUAGAGCACACGAGUCUUAUAGACUUUAAAGAUGAUUUGGGGGAUUUCAGUGUUGUUUGGUUAUCGACAUUCUUCAAAAUAUCUUCUUUUGUUUUCUGAAGAAGAAAGAAAAUCAUACAGGUUUGCCAUGACCCGAGAGUGAAUAAAUGAUGUCAGAAUUUAGCGUUUAGGUUGAACUGUUCUCUUCAUAUGCAUGAUCGUCUUAGAAAUUCUAUUAAGAUUCAGUGAAGUGUGUGAGUUCAGAAAUAAAACCACACGCACUCAUUUCUUUGAUUUCUUACUAUAGUUUUCCGUUGAGUUAUUUCUGCCUGAUGGCAGUGUCUGUGUAAGAGAUGUUCAGAUGAAUGAUUGUAAUGUGAGCAGGUUCUGGAUCAGCUGUAGUUUCAUCUCUUUAAGUCAGAUUGAUGUUCUCCUCCUCCUCGCUGCUGUUCUUUCAUUAGCUGAUUGAAGUGAUCUGAAGCCGUGACCUUGUGUUUGCCCUGCUAAUGGAGCGUCUGACGCUGAGACGGCUGGACACAAGCCCAGAUGAUAUUAUUAUAUUACCUCCGUCUUAUUUGAAUUCAGCGGUGUCUCUUUUACAACAGACACACGAGGACGACCGGCUCAAGAACGCUGCACCUUAUAAGUACAGCAAAAGAUGAUGUGUGUUUCAUUUAAAUAGAGAAGGAUUAGAAAAUCCUUCUGGAUUUAUCAUUUGAUCAGGCUGACACAUAUUCAAAAUUUCAAGUAAAGUUGUUUAUUAAUAGUUUGCUCCAAACGUUGACAUUAUUAACUUUUAGAAGAUAAAAGCAUGCAAACGAUCAGCCUCUCACUUCCACCAAUGCAGAUCAAGAGUUUUUAUGACAUCAUUCUGUACUUUAGCUUCUCCUCAGAAUCCAAGCUGUGACAUUCAUUCAUGUAAAUUUUCUUCUCUGUUUUUCUAAAACCAAUGGUAAACUAUUUGAAUAUGAGAUCAGGAUCUGUUCAAAAAAAGCUGUACGAACUGUCCGAAUUUGUUCUAAAUUUUCUCUUUUCCUUUUUUAUGUUUUAUUUCAUUUUAAAAUGUUUUUGUUAUGGUUAUUGUUGUUUUUAUUAUCUUAAACUGAUGCAUGGGUCUGUGUAUGACAUUUUUUUUGUAUGUUACUAUGUUUCUGUUCUCCAGGCUGUGAUGAAAACUAAUCUCUAUUUUAAAAGGAGCCACUCCCGCUUCAGGUUUGGUGUGUUUGAGAUUUUAAGUAAUCCGAUGAGAGAUCACACUGGUAAACUGGACAGCACUCGUGGUUUAGUGUGUGGUUUAGGUGCCGGUGUCAUGGAGGCGGUUCUGGUCGUGUGUCCCAUGGAGACUAUAAAGGUGAAAUUCAUCCAUGAUCAAACAUCAGCCAAUCCUAAAUACAGAGGCUUUUACCAUGGAGUGCGAGAGAUCAUCAGAACUCAAGGUAUCAGAGGGACGUAUCAGGGUCUCACAGCGACGGUCCUCAAACAAGGAUCCAAUCAAGCCAUUCGAUUCUUUGUCAUGACGUCACUCAGGAACUGGUACAAAGGUGAUAAUCCCAACAAGACCAUCAACCCCAUCCUGACGGGUGUGUUCGGUGCGCUCGCUGGAGCAACGAGUGUGUUUGGAAACACUCCUCUCGAUGUGAUCAAGACAAGAAUGCAGGGUUUGGAAGCUCAUAAAUACAAAAACACUUUGGACUGUGCUGUUCAGAUCAUGAGACACGAGGGGCCCACCGCGUUCUAUAAGGGCACGGUUCCUCGUCUGGGCAGAGUGUGUCUGGAUGUGGCCAUCGUCUUUAUCAUCUAUGAGGAGGUGGUGAAGGUUCUGAACAGGGUCUGGAAAACAGAGUCAUAAAAUCAGGGCAAAGUCGGGAGAUCAUUUGAGACACAAUCACUGUGUGAAGUUUCUGUAGGCAGGUCUCGGCGCAUCACACAACAUUCUGUUCUUAACCCACUUCUGCUUUAAAAUCCGUCAUUUAAAGCCAAGAAAUGAUAUUUUGCUUAAAGAACAGGGAUUCUGUUGGUUGGAGGCUGAAGAUAUGAGUCUGAAACUAAAUUCAACCCCGAAUUCAGUGAUUUAGUCGAGAAAUGUUCUUAAAACAUUACAAAUGCAUUUUCUUGAUGCAAAAUAUGAUGAAGUAUUAUACUUUUUUUGCAUUUUGACUUCAGGGUGAUCUUAAUGUUUUUCAUGUGCCAAAUUUAACAGAUGUAGUGUUCUUAGAUAUCAUAACAACUAGAUUUAAGACUUCAAAAUUUGCCCCCAUUGACUUUCAUGCAUUUACAAGCAUACAGUAUGUACAUAUGCAAGGAUAUUAAUAUAUUUAAUAUGAAAAUGGACAUAUAAGUGGUGAAAUAAUAAAUCUGUGGGGAUAUGAAUAUUAACAGCUAUAUUGACAUUUUACGUAUAAAAGGAAUUUUAGCCUAAACAUCAUUCCAUCUCAUAAUGAUAAUGUUAAAUAUUUGUCUGUCUAGCUGUAGAUGAAUAAACAAAAUGGUUCACUAUAUUUGUAGCCAUUGACAUUUCUACUCAAAGAGCUUUUGUUAUCUAAUGCCAAUAUUUUUCCAUUUCUAAAACUUUUUUAUGAAUUAGUUUGAAUAUGUUUCCUGUUAUGUUGCACAUGUGCCUUUUACCAUUAGAGUUAACCGUUGGAGUUUAAAUAGAGUUAUUUUUCAGAAACAUAAAUGUACAUUUUUAACAAUUUAUUUUGUCAGUCUUAUCUUUGUUUUGAAGCAUCGUCUGUAUAGACUGAUCUCGGUCCUGCUGUAUCUGUCCAUGUGCAAUAGAAUGUUAAUUGAUCCAUAACUAGAAUAUGGAUGUAGUGAAUGUAGCUGCUGUCUGGACAUGAAAUCUAACCGUAAAUGUCAUUUUAUGAUGUUUCAGGAUGUCAGUUAUGCAGAUUAUACUCUGAUGUUGUUUUGUGAAUAAAGACAAACUGUUAACAUCCUUCUAUAGUGACCACAGUGAAUAUUUACACACG